ACUUGUCACCGUACAAACCUCCAAAAGAUUUCUGAUAAAUGCACAAUAUCUUAUAUAUUGAGAAAGCAAUGAAGUCACAACUCUUGUUUUCUCAUUUGGUAUCUAGAUAGUGAAAGUUUCCACUAAAUCCAAGCGCCCAUCUCAAUUCACCAAUCUUUCCUUGCCUUACUUUACUCAUCAUACCGCGACGCGAUCUUCAAGAUGGAACAUACAAAAUUGGAUCUUAACGAUAGAGGGAAAACACAACCACGACGUGCUGGAUUGACCAAGGAUUAUCCUCAUAACCUCUUGCAAUCACCCAAUCGACCAAAGAAGGAAGAACAACCCGCAAUGCCAACAAAAGCAGCAACGACAACCCAUCCCAAUAAUGUCAAGAAUGCUCGAAAUUCUAGCGACGUUGGCGGCGCUCAAAAUGAAGCAUCAUGCAAGCGAAGAAACAAGGGGUCAAAUAAGGAGAAUGAACCCGGGUCAUCGAAGUCCUCUAUGAUGAAGUCAAUUGAAGUUGUGAACGAGGAUGUUGAUCGACCUCCAGAUGAUUCCGACGAUGAUGGAAAUUGUAUCAUCGACUCUUCUGAGGACGAAUCGCCCUCAAGAAUAAGCGCAGAUAUGACGAAGACCGUUUUUGGAUCAAGAAAUCAAAGGUCGAGCCAAACCUCAACCACGUCUUCUUUCCCCACUCCAAAGGACUCAAGGCAGCGGUCAUCCGAGUUAAAAUCAACUCAUGGCAACAAGAGAAAGAAUGAGAACGACUUGGAACAUGAUCCAGUUGUGAAUAUGUUCGGAAACAUGCAGAGCAGCAAUAAGAAGCUUAAAUCAUACACAAAGGAGCAUCCGGAUCAGACCAGAACCUCAAGACCUGGUGCCAAUAAGCUGGCGUUGUUCAAGGACACCAAACCAAAGAACAAACCAAACAAACCCUACAUGUAUGGGAAGAAGAAGAACCCAGCGCCCGUGGACCAUUUCAUACACUACAAAAGUAGAUCUUCAAGUAUGGUCAGCGAUAAUGGAAAGCAAAAGCUUCAAGACUAUACAGUCGACAGCCCAACGAAAACCAAAAGUCCCGUCAGAGGCUUUGUGCGCCCGGAAUUCAGUGAUGACGAUUUUUCGGACUUAGAUUUGUUCGGCAAAUUGAAGAAUUCGAAAUCCACAACCCCAUCAGCGCAACCUAGACUAUUUCAACGAUACGAUGAUGAUGAUGAUGAUAUCUUGGAUGGAGCGGAGGAACUGGCUAAGAAACUAAAUCCGGAUGCCAUUAUCGACAUGGAAGAUCUCGAGAGGGAAGAUAGCUCGGAGAUCGACGAUUACACUGGAUCUCGUUGUCCAAUGUGUAAUGAACCUGUAGCUACUGAAGAUUUGAAGGCUCUCGGAAAGAUGAACACUAGGAAGCAAGAGAAAUUUUGUUUAUCUCAUCAACGAAAAAGCGCGCGAUCAAAUUGGAAAUCUAAAGGGUACCCUGAUAUCGAUUGGGAAACUCUGGAUUCUAGAAUUUCCAAUCAUCAUGCAUUUAUCGAGAAGAUAAUAGGAGGCGCAACUUGUCAUUACAGAGAAGUGUUCGAUGAAAAGGUCAAAGCUGGAAAAGAUCGAAAUUUGAUGAAGAGUUCCACGAAUCUUAUACCUGGCUAUUAUGGUUCUCGAGGUCUACGACUAAUUUCCGAAAAUAUCAUGCACGAGUUUACGCCAUUGUUAAAGUACAGAGCACCUCUCGACCGUCUUAUCGCAGCAAGAAGCACGGCUGCAUUUGUUGACUCAGUUGUCGUGCCUGAAGUUACAGUUUUGCUGAUUAAGGAAGAUAUGAAUGUCUCCGACGAGGAAGCCAGGACAAUAUUGACAGAUAGCUCUGAGAUGGGAGAUUUGGUCAAUGAGGAAAUCAAGGAUGUUGUAACACUUAAGCCGGAGGACAAGUUGGUCGUUAGCAACAGUGACGAUGAUGAUAACGAUCUCAACUUUUAGCUGCUACGAUGUAGCUCGGAUUUUGGUUACAACUUUACUUAAGCUUGCAGAGCUUCCAGAAUUGUAUAACAGCUCAAGCUGAGUAUGUAUGUGUAUUCCUUGUGUUUCAUGAUGGGUCAACCGUAUUGCUUUCGAGGGUUGGAGAUAAAUCGGGCUGGCAAUUUGGCUGUUGUACAUGGAUUGGAGUUAUUGACGGGAUGAGACAAGAUGAAUAGAGAAAGAUGAAGAAAGGAGUAUACCAUAGCAUUCAGCUUGUGCACACUGUAAGAUAUAUAGAUACCCAUUCAAUGUUU
This is a messenger RNA of Botrytis porri, 2243 nucleotides long. RefSeq lists its product as uncharacterized. NCBI's taxonomy places the organism in Eukaryota, Fungi, Ascomycota, Leotiomycetes, Helotiales, Sclerotiniaceae. The transcript has 2 exons. The coding region runs from base 202 to 1950 and encodes 582 amino acids. The record is from RefSeq and is a predicted model, not a curated record.